AUGGCCUCUAGGGGAGUGACUCAUGAUGUUUCAAGCUACAAUAUAAUGAUUAAUGGGUUUUGUAAGAUUAAAAAGGUCGAUGAAGCCAUGAAUCUCUUUGAAGAAAUGCAUUGCAAAAACAUUAUUCCUGAUGUGGUAACAUACAAUUCCCUUAUUGAUGGUAUCUGUAAAUCGGGGAAAAUCUCUUAUGCUUUAAAGCUAGUCGAUGAGAUGAAUGAUAGAGGUCAACUACCUGAUAUAAUUACUUACAAUUCUAUAUUAAAUGCUUUAUGCAAAAACCAUCAGGUUGACAAGGCAAUUGCAUUAUUAACAAAAUUGAAAGACCAGGGUAUCCGACCAAAUAUUUACACACACACUAUUCUAAUUGAUGGAGCCUUGGCUUUGCUAUCAAAAAUGAAGGACAAUAAUUGCUAUCCAAAUGCUGUGACUUACAGAAUAAUUAUACGUUCUCUGUUUGAUAAAAAUGAUAAUGAUAAGGCGGAGAGACUUUGUGAAAUGAUUGUGAGUGGUGUAUUGUAA
Medicago truncatula (barrel medic) is the source of this 519-nucleotide messenger RNA. RefSeq names its product pentatricopeptide repeat-containing protein At1g09900. Gene Ontology annotation, molecular function: mRNA binding; protein binding. The coding region runs from base 1 to 519 and encodes 172 amino acids. NCBI's taxonomy places the organism in Eukaryota, Viridiplantae, Streptophyta, Magnoliopsida, Fabales, Fabaceae. The record is from RefSeq and is a predicted model, not a curated record. The transcript has a single exon.